Phascolarctos cinereus (koala) is the source of this 5659-nucleotide messenger RNA. It is a transcript of the gene POMT2, whose product is annotated as protein O-mannosyltransferase 2. The record is from RefSeq and is a predicted model, not a curated record. Gene Ontology annotation, biological process: protein O-linked glycosylation via mannose. Gene Ontology annotation, molecular function: dolichyl-phosphate-mannose-protein mannosyltransferase activity. Lineage: Eukaryota; Metazoa; Chordata; Mammalia; Diprotodontia; Phascolarctidae. Gene Ontology annotation, cellular component: endoplasmic reticulum; membrane.
CAUGCUGAGGCGGGCGAGGAGAAAGGGUCUGUCUCAGGGCCUGGAGAGAACGGAGGAAGGAUGUGCCCGGCAGCUGUGGGCGUAGGCCUAGCUGAGUCCGGGCUUCGCCUCCGUCGGGGCCGCUGCAGGGCGAAGGCUCCCGGGGUUCCAGUGUCAGGGCCGGAGCUGGCCGUCGGGGAUGGUGGCCUGUGCUCUAAGCAGCCUCCGCCACCGAGACCAAAGCCCCCCGGGCAGGCCGUGGGAUGGGUCCUGCUGGCCACGAUCACUUCGCUGGCUUUCGCCACUCGCUUCCACCGGUUGCACGAGCCAGCGCACGUCUGUUGGGAUGAAACUCACUUUGGAAAAAUGGGAAGUUACUAUAUCAAUCGUACCUUUUUCUUUGAUGUUCACCCGCCUCUGGGGAAGAUGCUUAUAGGACUUGCUGGUUACCUGAGUGGUUAUGAUGGCACCUUUCCUUUCCAGAAGCCUGGGGACAAAUAUGAACAUCACAAUUAUAUUGGGAUGAGAGGGUUCUGUGCUUUCCUGGGCUCCUGGUUGAUCCCUUUUGCCUACAUCACCGUGCUAGAGCUGUCCAGGUCCCAGCCAGCAGCCCUGCUAGCUGCUGCCCUACUCACCUUUGACACUGGCUGCCUUACUUUGUCACAGUACAUACUUCUGGAUCCCAUCCUCAUGUUCUUCAUCAUGGCUGCAAUGCUGAGCAUGGUCAAGUAUAACUCCUGUGCAGAUAGGCCCUUCUCUGCCUGUUGGUGGCUCUGGCUCAGCCUGACAGGAGUCAGUCUUGCCGGUGCUUUAGGGGUCAAGUUUGUUGGCCUCUUUAUUGUCCUUCAUGUCGGAUUGAACACAAUUUCAGAUCUUUGGCAGCUGCUGGGAGACCUGAAUCUCACAAUGGUAACACUGGGAAAACACUUGGCAGCUCGGAUCUUGUGCCUCAUUGUGUUUCCUCUUAUUCUCUAUACUACCCUGUUUGCAGUUCACUUCAUCAUAUUGAAUAGAAGUGGCCCUGGAGAUGGCUUUUUCAGUUCUGCCUUUCAGUCUCGGCUUUUGGGGAACAACCUUCACAAUGCUUCCAUUCCAGAACACUUGGCUUAUGGAUCUGUGAUUACAGUGAAGAAUCUCCGAAUGGCUAGCGGGUACCUCCAUUCACAUUGGCAUCUUUAUCCGGAAGGAGUUGGUGCACGCCAGCAGCAGGUAACUGCCUAUCAGCACAAGGACUAUAACAACUUGUGGAUUGUGAAGAAACACGAUGCCAACACAGAUCCUCUAGACCCUUCUUUCCCAGUAGAGUUUGUGAGACACGGAGACAUCAUUCGACUGGAACACAAAGAGACUUCUCGAAACCUACACAGUCAUCAGCACGAGGCCCCAAUGACCCGGAAGCACUAUCAGGUCACUGGCUAUGGCGUAAAUGGGACAGGGGAUUCAAAUGAUUUCUGGCGGAUUGAGGUGAUGAAUAGGAAAUCUGAGAAUCGGAUCAAAGUCCUGAGGAGUCAUAUCCGACUCAUCCAUCUGGCCACGGGCUGUGUCCUGGGUUCCUCAGGGAAGACACUGCCUAAAUGGGGCUGGGAACAGCUGGAAGUGACCUGCACUCCAUACCUGAAGGAGACCCCUAAUUCUGUCUGGAAUGUGGAGGACCAUAUCAAUCCCAAAUUGCCAAACAUCAGCUUGGACGUCCUGAAGCCCAGUUUUGCGGAGAUCUUACUGGAAUCCCACAUGGUUAUGAUCCGGGGGAAUAGUGGUCUCAAACCCAAGGAGAAUGAAGUCACUUCCAAGCCUUGGCAUUGGCCCGUCAACUAUCAGGGCCUGCGCUUCUCAGGAGUCAACGAGACUGACUUUCGGGUCUAUUUGCUUGGAAAUCCAGUCAUCUGGUGGUUGAAUCUGGUAAGCAUUGGCCUUUACCUUCUCCUGGGAAGCAUCACUACUGUGUCUAUGCAGAGGGGACUUCAGCUCACUGCAGAAGUGAAAGGUCUCUGCCAGGUCCUGCUGCGUGGAGGAGGUCAGGUCCUGCUGGGUUGGCUGCUCCAUUAUUUCCCUUUCUUCAUGAUGGGCCGGGUGCUUUACUAUCAUCACUACUUUCCAGCCAUGCUUUUCUCCAGCAUGUUGACAGGGAUCCUGUGGGACACAGUCCUCAGGUUCUGUGCUUACUAUCUGUCAUCUUUUCCUCUGGCUAACUGGGUGCAUAUAUUUGGGAUCUCUCUUCUGAUCCUGGGAAUUGCCUAUAGCUUCUACCUCUUCCAUCCUCUCUCUUAUGGAAUGGUUGGUCCCAUGGCUCAGGACCCUCAAAGUCCAAUGGCAGGAUUAAAGUGGUUGGAAACGUGGGAGUUUUAGAGCCAAAGAACGCCAGCCCCGAAGGAUCCAGGAACUGCCUGCAGGAAUGGUCAAAUGGAACCAGUUCUUUAGUUCUUAUGGGAAAGCAGCUGUGGAAGCAGCUACUUCAGGAGAUCCUGAGAAGACUCUUACGCAUCCAGGAGGAGCCUAGCUAAGGAGAUGAGCCCUUGGGAUAAUUUCAGUCUGCACCCAUAUGAGUCAGAGGCUCUAUCUUCAACUCUAGUAGCUUGUGCCAUCAGCAGUUUUUGGUUGGGGAUAUUUAAGCAGUGUAUUAACUCCUCUUAAUUAGCCCCAUUUGCCUGGAAUUUGUGCUAUAUGUGAACAUGCAAGGGAACAAAUAAUGAGGGCAAAACAAGAGGAGGGGUGGGUGCUUGUUACACGCGUGUGUGUGUGUGUGUGUGUGUGUGUGUGUGUACCUAUAUAUAUUAUGAGGGGAACAUAUGUGAUGCAUUUGUCCUUACACCUGUGGAUCACAGCCUAGGUAACUGGACAGUUGAAUGUUGUAAACACUUAGGAACAAAAAUAGUUCAGGGCUAAUUGCCUAUUCUUAUUUUCUUUUCACACUGGAUUUUUAUUUUGUUGUGCUUUCUGCUGAGGGAUAAGAUGAUUGUGGGUAAGAUCUAAUACUGGGACCUAAGCAAUUCUUCAAAAGGUUGCUGACCUGGAAAGAGGCUCUGUGGUUUAACACCUCUGCCCCAACUUUGGGCACAGCCCAGACAGAAAAGAUGGGAACUGUCUAAGUUGUGUUAUCCUUGUUCCCACAAACCAGGUAAGAAUCACCAGAAAACAAGGGCACCUAGAUCACAUCCUCGUUCAUCCUCAUUGCAUUGCUGGCAAUCCUGACUGGAAUCGGACUGCCGUUUGGCAAGUCUUUUUUGUGGCAGCUGAGUUCUUGAUUUCUUGCCUAGGACUGUGACAUGAGCUCAGUGGGUGCAGGGAAUGAGGGGGCCUGUGCACUUGCGGUCUGCCAUUUGAGCCCCCGAGCUCUGGCCCUUUUAGAAUGUCAAGCAUUACCAGAUUGGUGAGAGAUACUGAAUCCCAUCCUUGGCUGCACUCCACCCCAGGGCCCUUUUGGCUGAAGGCCACUUCCACCUGCCCAUCCUUGCCCCACCCAGAAAGUCUGGGAAAUGGAAGGCAAGGGCACAAGGCAGAGUCUUCUCACAGCUGAGAGGAAGAACUCUUAGUCAAUCUCCUUCUUGUUAACUGUAGUAGACAAGGGAAGUGUGAGGGGGAAUUUCAUUUGGAAUUUGAACCAGAGAAGCACCUUGGGCGCACUCCAGCCAAGUGUAUGGGGAGUAAGUGGAGUGCUGGGUUCAUGUUCCCAUCACCUGCUGCUUCCUCCUUAUCUUGGCAUCUUCACACUGUUUUUCACACAGCUUUCACUCAACCUGGAAGCCUUGUUUCUGUCAUUAUUUCUUCCAACUCUUCCUUUCCCCAAAGAGCGAAGAAUGCUUCUCUGCAUCACGAUCCAGGAGGCAGUUUCUCCCCAGAGACCUGUUAACAGUUUUCUUUGUCCCUGUCUUGAUGAUCCAAAGCCAGAUAUCAUGAUCCCCUCCUCCUCUGCCUCCCCCCCCCCAUCUUUCCUCAGUGAAAGGGAACAAAACAACCCCUGGACUAGUGCCAGACCAAACCAGUCUGCAGUACCUCUGUCUGUUGGGCUUUGCUCUUCCCAUGCAUCACUCAAUAUGCCUCCCUUCAAUCUUGGGCACAGUUUAGUGCCUCCAUGUUUAAACAUGAGCCUCUGCCACACUCCAUUGCCGCCUCCCCUCCUCUCCCCAGGCAACUCCACUGACUGAUGGGGUCAUGGGCUCUCUGGAACAUCAUUGGGAGGUGGUUGCCAUGGAGAUAGGGAAUAGGUCCUAGGGACUGGCUGUACUGCCUCGGGGAGGGAGGGGGGGCGAGGUUGUGGGCCAUGCAGGGGCCUCUUGGUGGUUCACACUGAUUGUCAUUAAUGCUAAUAGAGGAAAUGUAGCAAUGCCAAAAUCGAGGCAGGUUGGCUAAUUAGAUCUGGUGCCUGAUAACCUUUCCCUCUGAGUGGCUUCGGCUCUCCAUACUUCCCCCCAGCAGGAAGAGCUGCAUGCGUGCCCUGAGCCUGGGUUCCUUAGUUAAUUGCAUUUGUCGAAGGGAAGGAGAUUGGAGAUGGGGAAACUCAGCAUACCACCACCUCAGGAAAGUCUGAUUUCUUUUGAGCCGAGUAAUGGUACCCACUGUGCCUCUUAUUUGGAGAUAGGGAGCAGUAUGUGGGGAGUCAUCUAGCCCUUGGUUCACGGGAAGGGACAUUACCUGCUAAGGGGCCCAAUAAGAGGGCAUUCACUGUCCUUAGUUAAAGGGAUUGUACUAUACACAACCCUGUAGUCUGGAAAAGCUUGUGGGAUAGGGUCUGAUUUGGUAUGGAGCAGUCAUUUCUGACUUGAAAAUAAAUUAACAGACUAGAAGUAGUCUGAGUCAGCAUACUUUGCUUCUUUUUUUCUGCUCCUGGUUUUCCAUGCAUUUCACUGAGUUUUGAGCUGCUAAUAGGACUUAGGCCUAUUUGGAAGUGAUAGUUGCAUCUGAUUUGAAAGCAGAACACCCUUCUUCUGAACCUCUCUCUCCUUUCACUUUUUCUAAGUGAGUAUAAUAAGGCACUGGCCCAAGAUAUGUUUCUCAAUAUUUGAGAAAGAACAGCAGGGGCAUUGAUAAGCCCAGAGUGCCCAGAUAUAUUUUACAUCCACACCAUUAGGAUAACAAACUGGGUUCCUAUGUGCCCCUUAGACACAGGGAUUCUAUAUUUGAGGCUUCACUCCAAGGCCCAGGCUUGAGCUCCAAGGUUCCGUUUCCUUCCUCGAUUUCUCAGACAGAAUGUUUUGUUCCCAGGAGUGUUUUGAGUGUGAAAGGCAUAAAUAUAAUUACUUGUGACUAAUGUAUGUGAGUGACCAUGGAGAAGGUGGCUUGCUUGUCCCUUCUCUCCGAUUUAUUGCUGCUGAGAAAGAAACGUACCACUGCCACAAACCCUGCUUUCCAAAAGCAGAUAUUGUGAUGCUCCCUACUCAUCUUCCUCAUCAUUCUCUGGAUCCCUGUGAGAAGACCUGCUGGUGUAACCUUGCUACUUGAGUUGGAGGUGAAAGUGAAUGUCUCUCUACAUGAAUUCGGAACAGUGUACCUGAUUUUUAAAAGAGAAUAGCAACAAAAAUAUAUUUCCCUCAAAUUUGAGGGGAAUGAGAGAGAGAUGGCUCCCUUUCAGUCAAACUCUGAGUGUCUCCUUAGGUUUGACACCAUGCUUUGUAAAAGGGCUUCUAAGAAAGCUCCGGAGGCUAAUCUGGCCAUUUAGUUUUGUAAUAAACACUAUUGUUUUGAA